AUGAGAGUUGCCGAAUUGAUUAAUGACUACCGAACGCUUCAACUUCAUAUCUCGCAGCAAUUGGCUUCUGUGUCAAUGGGGAAUGUGCAACUGGAAGGAUAUCGUGUUCUCGCACAAAGCUCAGCGGCAGCACAGCGUCUGUUGGCAACGGGGUUUACGAGUAUGCCGAUUGAAGAUCAGGGGAGCGAUCCGGAGAUGGAAAAGGCUCAAUUGCGCCAGGUCAUCCUCGACGCAAGCGUCCGUCGAUUCCAAGCUCACAAGAUCUAUCUCCGUGUUGCAGCUGCGAAAAGAUGGGUCAUCAACCGCAAUGAGCUCCUUGCACGGUCAUCCAAGGCUAAUUCUCAAGUACGAGAGGUCGAUCAAUUACUACGCCAAGAACUCGACAGUAUCACUGAUCACACGAUCUUCUCCGAUCUUCGACAAGCGGACUCGAGAGCUGGUCUCUGGGUGUCUGAAGAUCCUCCGCUGGCGGCGAUUCAACUUUGGAUCAACAACUCUCGAAACUAA
This is a messenger RNA of Talaromyces stipitatus ATCC 10500, 507 nucleotides long. RefSeq lists its product as uncharacterized. The coding region runs from base 1 to 507 and encodes 168 amino acids. The record is from RefSeq and is a predicted model, not a curated record. NCBI's taxonomy places the organism in Eukaryota, Fungi, Ascomycota, Eurotiomycetes, Eurotiales, Trichocomaceae. The transcript is spliced from 3 exons.